This is a messenger RNA of Colletotrichum navitas, 1508 nucleotides long. RefSeq lists its product as uncharacterized. The coding region runs from base 172 to 1326 and encodes 384 amino acids. The record is from RefSeq and is a predicted model, not a curated record. Lineage: Eukaryota; Fungi; Ascomycota; Sordariomycetes; Glomerellales; Glomerellaceae. The transcript has 2 exons.
ACACCGCAGUCUUUUUACUUACGCAUUGCCUCGCCCAUCCUUCAUCCCCGGAGUGUUUCUCCUCCUCCUCCUCCUCCUCCCCCUCCUCCUUCUCAACUCCAACUUCGGGUCGUUACCUUAUUCUGACUGUCGGUGUUACCUAGGCCUGUUGACCAGAGAGGGUUGUUCAAGAUGCCUGUACCAAUCGCAGCCAAAGCCGGCGUUAUUGCUGUGUCUGUCGCCGUAGCAGCUGCCAUUGCCAUUUACGAGUCACCCGAACUUCGGCGGUAUGCCGAUGACAUACGGAGGCGUAUCGCAGUUGCACUGCAUUCCCUGGGCGAGGGUAUCGAGCCCGGCGACCGUCCGCCCAUGUUCAACCGCCCUGAGGAUGCCCAGGGGUUCCUAGAGUCCCGUGGAGGAGCCGACGCCGGCGUGGACGCCGAUGACGAAACCCGCCGCCGCCAGCGCGAGGAACUGAUGUACUGGAAUGCCGUGCAUCUGGCCAAGAAGGAGAAGGAGAUUGUCGAGGCCGGGGCGUCCGGUUCGUCGGAGCGGCCGCCACCCGGGCCUACACGGGGCAGGUCUUUCGACGACUUUAUGCGGCAGGACUACAACGGCGAGAAGGGAUCUUUUAUCUUCAAUACGGGCGCAAACGUCUAUGACGACGAGGGCCUUGUUCGUCGCCGCCCCGAAGGUGUCCGAGGUCUGAACUCCUCCCUUUAUGCCAACCCAUUUGCCGACGAGCACCAAAUCGACCAGGACGAGCUGCCGACGUUGGAAACGUCGGCCCCCGUUUCUCCUGGCCGCGACGCGGCCGCGUCAGACAUCUACAGUGUUACCACCCGUGACACCGACGAACCCCCUCGAGACAUCGCCACCGCCGUCGCCACCCCUGCCCAUAUGGCUCCACUGGUCGACCUUGCCGAGGCCCCUUCAGAGUCCGAGAAGUCUACAACUCUCGAUCGCGAGCUCGGUCCCGACGAGUACAUGACUGCCGGCCAGGAAAACCGCGAAGAGGCCUAUGCCUCCAUCCAGGCAUGGGCUCAAGGGUCCUCCACCGCAUCCAAUUUCUACUCCCCGCUGCCCAUGUCGCCUCCCGCUCCGAUGUCCGAGCCCGAGCUUGUCAGCGAAGGCGAGCUCACGCCCACCGACUCUGCCUCUCUCGUCGGCUCCGGCGAGCACGUUGCCGACGAGGCCGCUUCAUCGAGGGCUGGCGACAACAGCCGCUACUACGACGUACUGAGUGAGAGCGAGGGCAUGAUGACCCCCGCGAGUUGGUCCGAGGUUGGCAGCGUCGUCAGUGAAAACGAGACUCAAGACGUGGCUCAAGCCGGUGCCCACACAUAGCCUGUUUUCAUUCGGUCCGGUGUGCUGCUUGAUAUAUCACGGUUGAAAACCAGUCGACUCGCGGGAGGCUGGCGGCAGGCAAGGUAUGGAAACGGCGUAAAAGGUUCAACAGUACUAGGAAACAGGGUAUUCAUAGAUUUUAUCUUUUGCUUAGGCGGCUGGGUUCAUUAUUAUAAUCAAGU